Messenger RNA from Peronospora matthiolae, 900 nucleotides. The record is from the annotation of a GenBank genome assembly. NCBI's taxonomy places the organism in Eukaryota, Oomycota, Peronosporomycetes, Peronosporales, Peronosporaceae.
AUGGACGCCUCCUCCCUCCGCAUCUCCAAGUUCGAUGGAACUAACUUCCACGCCUGGAAGUUCAAGAUGCAGAUGGUGCUGGAGGAACGGGACCUAUGGGAGGUCGUCAGCGGUGAGAUCAAGGCGGAACAGUGCGAGACUCAGUUGGACCAAGCGACGUACAAGAGGAAGUCAAGAAAGGCGAUGGCAGUGAUCUGUCUAGCCAUGGAAGAUUCCCAGCUACCGUUGGUCCGGUCGGCAAGUGGUGCAUGCGACGCAUGGUCAAGGUUGGAAGACCACUUCGAGAAGAAGAGUCUUGCCAACAAGCUGUUCUUGCGCCGUCGCUUCUUCACGACAAUGAUGGAAGAAGGCGACGAUGUGCUCGAACACAUCAACAAGCUCAAGACGCUGGCGGAACAGCUAGAAGCGGUGGGGGCUCCAGUCUGCGAGGACGAUCUGGUGAUCACACUUCUCGGCAGCCUGAGUGACUCGUAUCAAUUCUUGAUCACAGCUUUGGAGUCGCGCUCAGACACUCUUAGCUGGGAGCUCGUGACGUCUCGACUGCUUCAUGAAGAAAUGAAGCGGAAGGAGCAAGGAAGUAAAGGUGAUGAAGCUUCGCAAGGUCAAGCGUUCAUCACAAGGGACAAUCAGCGCAAAGGGCGACCAGUGAAGAAGUCCUGGCCGUGCCACAAUUGCGGAAAGAUUGGUCACUGGAUGGCGGAGUGCCCCUCGCGCAUCCAAGAAAACACGGAGAGACACCGGCCACAGCGUGCUCAAGACAGCGGCGACCGCUAUCGAUCACAACGUGCAAACGUCGCUCAAGAAGAAGACUCGGGCGACUGCCUCUUUCGAUCGGUGAAACGACAUCUGCGAAAUCGAGCGACAUCUGGCUGGUCGACUCCGGGGCGACGCAGCACAUGA